This is a messenger RNA of Nerophis ophidion (straightnose pipefish), 4147 nucleotides long. RefSeq names its product coactosin-like F-actin binding protein 1 (gene cotl1). Gene Ontology annotation, biological process: regulation of actin filament polymerization. The record is from RefSeq and is a predicted model, not a curated record. The transcript is spliced from 4 exons. Gene Ontology annotation, molecular function: actin filament binding. Gene Ontology annotation, cellular component: site of polarized growth; cortical actin cytoskeleton; plasma membrane. Lineage: Eukaryota; Metazoa; Chordata; Actinopteri; Syngnathiformes; Syngnathidae. Bases 260 to 688 code for a protein of 142 amino acids.
CUUUGCCGGUAGCUUGAUGGACUCCCAGUCACAUCACCAACGCCCAUAAAGCGGCCACAUACAGGAAAUGCACCAAGCGUCCGAGAGAACGAUAUACUUAUUCCGUUUCAUCUUCGCUGCAGUGGUUAUUUGUACAUCAUUUUGAGUUUUUAUUUUAUUUUUAUCCGCUGUGUUCGCUGCAUGACAAUUAAGCUAGCUCCGCCUCGCAAUUCUGUACGCUGAUCACUUCAACAGUCUUAACUCUCUUGGUAUCGGAAGAAUGGCAACCCAGAUCGAUAAAGAAGGUUGCCGGGAGGCUUACAACCAAGUAAGAGACGACAAUACGGACACAAACUGGGCUGUGUUUAAAUACCAAGGCUCCAUGAUCGUGCCUGCAGGGCAAGGGACGGACUAUGAGGACUUCAAGAAGAUGUGCACUGAUGACGCUCGUCUGUUUUGCUUCCUGCGGAUCAUGACGGGAGACGCAAUGAGCAAACGAGCCAAGUUCACCCUCAUCACCUGGAUUGGAGAGAGUAUCAGUGGGCUGCAGCGUGCCAAAAUCAGCACCGACAAAUCGCUGGUAAAAGAGAUUGUGCAGAACUUUGCCAAGGAGUUCAUGAUCAGCGAUCUGAAGGAAGUGGAUGAGGACUACAUUCGCACGGAGCUGAAGAAGGCAGGCGGAGCCAACUAUGAUGCCCAAGCCGAGUAGAGACGUGCCACAAUACAGAAAAAAGAGAAAUGGGAGGUGUAUUGGAGGUGUUUGCUGACAACAUACACGAAACAUAGACUGAACAUCCUUUUAAAACAAGAACCCCAAAAUGAGCCUGACGGGGUAAGACCUUAAUAGUACGAGGGGACACGUGGAUUCACGCUCGCUGUAACGUGAACUAAACGUGCUCUUUACAUGCUUCGACAUACUUCAAACAUGAACUAUGGAAGCCAUCAAAACCCAUCAAUACAUCCAUUUUCUACCGCUUGUCCCUUUUGGGGUGCCAUCCAAACCAACAUUUGGUAACUUCAAGAAAACCCUAUUAGUUUACCUGUAACAUGUAGAGUCUCUACAGUUGACACUGUUUACUUAUGUUGACAAACUCAUCAAGUCCUGGUCUAAAGUCUUUUCUUCUUAGUCUUUUCAUUCUGCUUUUGUGGACCUAAAAUGUGAUCCUGUUUAUGUCAACGUGUGUUGUAGUGUAGUUGACUUCAUUGUAAUCGCAAAAUCAGAUUAAUGGAUCUGCUACUUGCCUUCAAAGCUUUGGCAUUGAACUAAAGGUUCUUUCUUUUGUUCUUCUUUCAUUCCUCUUUUUGCAACUAUCCAUCCUUUUUCUACCGCUUGUCCCUCUCGGGGUUGCGGGGGUGGCUGGAGCCUAUCCCAACUGCAUCCGAACGGAAGGCGGCGUACACCCUGGACAAGUCGCCAUCUCAUCGCAAGGCCAACACAGAUAGACAACGUUCACACCUGGUUAUGUUGACAUGAGUAAUCAGAGGAAUGUUGAUUUAAAAUAGAUUCCACUUGACAACGAAUUGGUUUAAACGACGCCGUACGCUGCAGACUAGCAACAAAAGGAUUGAAUCCUGUCUUGAUCAAGGUUUCAGUUCUUUUUUGGAUGACAACUUGACACAAAAAUGCUAACCUUCCAAGAAGAUGCUAAGCUUAGGUAAAGAUGCUAAUUUUAGUUACUAUACCGGCAAUGAGAAUAUCCAUCCAUCCAUUUUGGACCGCUUGUCCGUCUCCGGGUUGCGGGGGUGCUGCAUUCGGGCAUAAGGCAGCGUACACCCUGGACAAGUCACCACCUCAUCACAGGGCCAACACAGACAACAUUCCCACACUAGGGCCAAUUUAGUGUUGCCAAUCUACCUAUCCUCCGGUGCAUGUAUUUGGAGAAGCCGGAGUACCCGAAAGGAACCCACCCAGCCUUGGGAAGAACAUGCAAACUCCACACAGAAAGACCCCGAGCCCAGGAAUCGAACCCAAGACCUUCUUAUUGUGAGGUACCGGCACAAUUUUAAUUUUCCUGAAGGAGAGUUCCUUCAGGAAUCAAUAAAGUACUAUCUAUCUAUCUUUCUAACCUCUGUUUCACCGUGCUGCCCUGCAAUGACAACAAAAAGACAUAUUUAUUAUUUUACAAGACUCAUUCCAUUUCAACACCGCGAAAAGAAAAAGCACAGAAAUGUCUUCGUGACUUUAAACUGAUAAUCAACUUCCUGAAUCUUGUUCAGUCUUUCAAAAACACCUAAAAUGUCAUUGUUUCCUGUUACUCUUGCUCAACUCUCCGCUGAACAAUCAUGAGUUUUUGACAUGAUCAACAAAAUAAACAUACUGUACUUGUUUAAGCUUAAAAUGUAUUCGCAUAGGAAAAAUAAAUCUGAUGUGGUGCACCUAUGUUGCUAUGGUAACUGCUACUCAAUUCAUGUGCAUGUUAUAUAUCCAUGCAAAACAAAGAACGUCAGUUAAAAGCGGAAACAUUACAAAGCACAGAUGCGUGUUUAUAAAAAAAGGCAAAAAAAAGCCAACAUUUAGCUGGUCCACCAGUACAAGUAUCGUUCUUCCGCUGCUAAGAUGUCUUCUUUUAUCCAGCAGCAAACACACCAAAGUAUUGACUGUCACAUCAACAUCAUCAUGCACACUAAAACAUGUUUGAUGGGGGUUUUUUUAAUAAACAUUUCAUGUGCUGAAUGUGUACUGUUCAUUGUCACAUCCCAACUGCACGGUGAAGUUAUUAACGCAAAGAAAUUCAUCAUGUAAUAAAAUGAAAGCCACCAUACACAGAACAAUAUUUGUAUCAGUCUGAUUGUUAGGAUCAAGGAGGUGACCCCAGGAUGCAGAGGCAAGGUUGAAUUACAAAAAAAGGGAAAAUUUAUUAUGUCCAAAAAGUGUAACAAAAGGCAAUGGGGCAGAAGUGCACACCAUGAAUAAACAAACAAAAACAGGUCCCCCAGUGGUCGGCAGGGGAAAAGACCAGUGCACACUGAGCACAACAAAUGGUCCAACACAAAAUCCUUUUACCUCAGAGAGGCUAGGAAGCAAACACAAAGAGGUGAGGAAUUUCAGGAAUAAGAAGAGACUACAUACCAGGAUUGACGAAGUUAAGCAGGUGAAGGAGAAAAUAACCGGCAGGACCCAGCUUUCGGUGACAAGCUUGAAUACACCUAGGUAGGGAUUUGUUGCAGGUGUGGCUCGCUGGUGACUAAUUAACUGAAGAAAACAGACACCAUAAAAAAGACAAGGCAAGGAAAUGACAAAACACAACCUUGAUGGUCACCGUUUAGCUUUGUGAGUGCCUCCUACUACUUUUUCAUCUCUAUGGCGUCCAGCCUCAAAGUCAAAAAUCACCUUGCUUCUCUUAAAGUUUUGUUUUGUAGAUCUUUUUUAUUUUUAUUAUUUUAUACUUGCAAGUUUCAUAAUAUGUGCUCCCAAUAAACCGCAAUAAGAAUGAAACUUAUAGACGGCCAGUACUUCCCAUAAUGAUGCAUUCAAAUAUGAGGAUUAUUGUCCGACUAAAAGACAAACUCGUGACAAGACAUUUAUACACGAUUAUUCCCUUUGACUGCACACAAAAUAAAGUUGUGCAAAAUAAGUCAAAAAAAGCAAAAACUACUGUUGGCGCUCAUUCAAAAAUCCUUUGUUGUAUCCUUAAAUUCCUCCCUCCUGUGCCUCAAAGAAUAUUCCCUGAAUUUGUAAUCAAUAGAACAACAAAACAGCGAUAACACAAAGGGGGUAACUUCGAAAAAAAAUGUAUCACCAUUUUUGUAUCAAUACUGAUACUUCCCUUUGGUAUCGAUGCAGUUGCUAUUUGAACCGAUCUGCCCACCCAUACAUUUUUAGUGUGUGUAAAUAAUAUUGCAGUAAGACACAUUUUAGGACAGUUCCUUUUUCAUUGAGCAGCAGCAGUUUUAGAUAUUUGUAAAGGGGGGAAACAAUGAAAGGUUACAUAUUUGACUGCCUUACCAUGCAGAGACAAAUGGUGGCGCUUCUGCCAGCACACUGUGAUAGGUGACCCCUCACAAAGGUUUCAAACUUACGAUGGCGUCUUUCACUUGUAGCAUCUUUCUUUGCUUCCUCGAUUUCUCGCUUCAUCCUUGCCAUCUUUGGCACUGGUGGAAAAUCAAAAUGUGAAUGGACUCAAAAGUCAGUAAUUACAAAAUAAAAUGGAUGUUUUUUUCCCUGAAA